This is a messenger RNA of Eupeodes corollae, 899 nucleotides long. RefSeq names its product putative nuclease HARBI1. The record is from RefSeq and is a predicted model, not a curated record. The transcript has 2 exons. Lineage: Eukaryota; Metazoa; Arthropoda; Insecta; Diptera; Syrphidae. The coding region runs from base 210 to 899 and encodes 229 amino acids.
UUCUUAAUAUUCCCGGGGAAAACAAUUCCCCGGGAGACUUGUUCUCCCGAGAGUAAAAUUCUCCUAUUUCGAAUUCCCCGGGAAGACAUUUUUCCCUUCGAAAUCGGGAAUGGAGAAUUUUGAUUUUCGAAUCAGCUGUUUCGUAUUGUUUGACAGGAAAAAUAACUCGCGAACAAAAUUUUCAUCAUUCAAAUUAAAAAAAAUUUAAAAUGUUUUCAAUCGCGGCAAGGAUUUUACGUGAAGAAUAUGAAGAAAGUGAACAUGUAAAACCAAGGACUAUUAGAAGAUCUUUAAGAGAUAGUGCGAAUCCCUUCGAGUUGCCUCAAUGGCUGUUUCAAAAGCAUUAUAGAGUAAACAAGGUUUCCUUUAAAUACUUGUUGGAUGUCCUCAUAAUGUACAGUAAACCAACAAGAAAGCGUUUUGGAAUCCCACCAAUCAUUAAAUUGAGCGCAUGUUUACGUUUUUUUGCUGAGGGAGGGUAUCAAACCGGGGUCGGAAACGAAGGAAGGGUUGGUAUGGCUCAACCUAGUUUCAGCAAGGUGCUAGCUGAAGUACUUGAAGUUUUAGAGGAGCAAUUAUGUCCACAGUGGAUAAAACUACCUAAAACAGUUGCAGAAAAAAGAAAUAUAGCGUUGGCGUUCUAUACGAAACAUAAUUUUCCUGGAAUUGUUGGUUGUGUUGACGGAACGCACCUUCAGAUCAUUGCCCCUUCUGAAAACAGGCACUUAUUUUAUAAUAGAAAAGGAAAAUAUAGCCUUAAUGUCAUGCUCCUUUGUGACAAUGAAUUAAGAAUUUCGUACGUCGAUGCUUCCCAUCCAGCUGCAUGUCAUGAUUCCUUCAUUUGGAAUGUGAGCCCACUAAAGGUGCACUUUGCCCGGCGAAGGCAGCGAAAAUUAUAA